CGCGGAGUGAGGUUAGGUGAUAUCGUGAUUUUACGUGACUCGCGCUACCGAUAUGGUCGCUCCUCGCGAAGCGUCGUCUGCGUCGUGCGUCUCGUAUCGCGUCGAUCGUUUGAAUUUUGACGACGUUGGAAUUUCAAACGCGAAUUUUCGUAGAUUUGCGGCGUGAAAUUUAUCGUGCAUCGCGUAGUGCAACGUGUCCUUUGAAAUUCGGUUCGUCGUGUUCCUGCCCCGAGACGUUCAAGUACGAUCGAUGCGUGCAUCUUCGUCUAAUCAAUUGCAGCGUAUUUUUGACAUAUCACUCGACAAGUUGUUCGUGAUUUCUAAAAAUUGAUGAUAAUUCUUGAGGAAUCGGCUGUCAUUUUUAAAAGUUGAUUGUGCCAAUAUAAUAUCAUUGUGAGAAACAAGUGAAAUUUUUGUCGAACUAAAAACUUAAAUCGAGAGUUUAAAUACAUUCCGAUAUUACAGAUUACAAGUUUUAUCCAUACAAUAUUUAUGUAAAAUGUAAUUCGAGUACAUACACAAGUCGAUGUAACAACGUGAUGAUAUAAAUAUCUGAAAAUCUGACACUUGAACACGAAAAUAUACUUAAAAAAUUUUAAAAUUGAAAGAUUUAAAAACUUGCAGGACAUUGAAAUAAUAAUUGAAAAUCUAACUGUGGGGAGGGGGAAUAAUAAAGAGUUGAGAGAGAGACAGAGAGAGAGAGAGAGAGAGAGAGAGAGAGAGAGAGAGAGAUCCAUAAGCAGCACUAAACAUAUCAAGAUUAAAAAGUUGAAAGUUAAUAAAAAUAUUUACCAAUUUUGGUAACUAAAGAGAGGCAAAGAGAAAAAGUGUCUACAAUUUUGACAAGUCAAAAUCUCGACAGUGUUCCAUAAUGCAAAACUGGGACGUUGAAAAAAUUUCAUAGUAGCUGCAGCUAUUCUACUCAAUUCAAACUUAAUCUGAUCAUUUAUAGUGAUCUCUGGAGCAUUCCAAGGUUGUGAAAUGAUAAUCAGCAAAUUACUCCAAAAAUCAAGGAUCAAAAGAUAAUUUUAGAAUUAAAUAAGUUUCUUCAAAAUCUUUUGAAAUUUACAAAUUUACUCCGAAAAUCCAUUCGCGUUCGGUAGAGCAUUUAAUCAAAAGUGGAAGCACUUUGACGAUCAUCAAUAUGUUCUCAUAGAAGGAGUUUGCUCUCGCAAGCGAAAGUGAACGGAGAGAAGACUACAGGCAUACAAUCGAGAGUAAAACGUGUUUGAUCUGCGAGAGUAGGUAUAUCCAUUUGUGGACGAGACAACGAAUCGACUGGUCCAUAUUCAGUAUCCUACAGACGACUACUAUUUUCUCCUCCUCCGUUAAUAUUGCAUUGGCGGACAGGUGACACUUGCUUAUCUAAGUUUUCGAUGCAUAGAUUGAACUGUUAGUAGAUCAAGCGAUCACAUCGAUCUCUCGGAAAGACAGAUAGGGUGAUCCGGGAUAGGACUGAUCGCUGAAGAAGCGAUAAAACAUGUCGAGGUUGCUGAAAAGAGAGCCGACGGGCGGUUGUGUGAUUGGCUCGUGCGCAGAUCGAGGAUCGUAUUAGCCCAACUGGCAGUGACGCAUGUCGUAAGCCACGUGAGAGCGACGGAGGAACGACACGCUGGACGUCACGCAGGAUCGGGACUCACGAAGAGAGAGUGACAGCGAAGGAAAUAGAGAUUGAUAAAUAGAUAGAGAAAGAAAGGGAAAAGAGAUAGCUGCGGUAAAAGCUUUUCCGAGGGAGGGGGAGAGAGAGAUAGAGAGAGAAAGAGAAAGAGAGAGAGAGAGAGAGAGAGAGAAACAGACCUGGCGACGAACUUCUUAUUGCCCACCGGAAGUCAUAUGCCCAUACACGCGCGUAAAACGCGUACAGCUUGCGAAGAAAUCGAAAUGGUAGAGUUGUGUGGUAGCGGCCAAGCUUCUUCGGCCAUGGGAGUAAUGGGCAUCAGUUCGAUGGUGACCGCGGCGACAUCGUCAUCCUCUUCGUCGACUACCACGACUACAGGUGCCUCAUCCUCAGCGUCAGGACGUGCGGGCAUUCUCGAAACUCAAGUGCGCGGUCAGUGGUAUCGCGUAUUCGUUUCUUUGGAAGACGAUUAUCUCAGUAUUUCGCUCGAUGAGAGUUGUGAGACCGGUAACAACGCCCUGAACAACGGCAACAUCAACAAUAACAAUGUAGACAGUUUGAACGAUCCGGAUGUGCCCGAUUCGGUGGCCAAUCAGAAGCGCAUUGUCCGUGUGGUCAAAAGUGACAACAAUGGCUUAGGAAUUUCGAUAAAGGGCGGCAAGGAGAACAAAAUGCCAAUCCUCAUCUCGAAGAUCUUUAAAGGCAUGGCAGCGGACGCUACUGAGCAACUUUACGUCGGCGAUGCCAUUUUGGCGGUAAAUGGCGAAGAUCUACGAGAAGCCACACACGAUGAAGCGGUAAAGGCGUUGAAGAGAGCCGGCAAGAUCGUCGAACUGGAAGUGAAGUACCUGCGGGAAGUGACGCCGUACUUCAGGAAGGCUUCGAUCAUCCAGGAAGUGGGCUGGGAACUUCAACGCGGUUUCCUGAGCGCGACGCCACCGCCACCAAAGUCACCACCACGGGCGGAUACUCGUUAUCUGCCAUUACAACUCUGCAGACUCACCAGAGCGCAUCCCUGA
Molecule: messenger RNA, 2637 nt
Organism: Acromyrmex echinatior (Panamanian leafcutter ant)
Lineage: Eukaryota; Metazoa; Arthropoda; Insecta; Hymenoptera; Formicidae
Gene: Syn1
Product: Syntrophin-like 1
Cellular component (GO): dystrophin-associated glycoprotein complex; intracellular anatomical structure
Molecular function (GO): protein binding; structural molecule activity
Source: RefSeq, a predicted model, not a curated record